Messenger RNA from Micropterus dolomieu (smallmouth bass), 3162 nucleotides. Its product is annotated as kelch-like protein 12. The transcript is spliced from 13 exons. Bases 513 to 2309 code for a protein of 598 amino acids. The record is from RefSeq and is a predicted model, not a curated record. NCBI's taxonomy places the organism in Eukaryota, Metazoa, Chordata, Actinopteri, Centrarchiformes, Centrarchidae. Gene Ontology annotation, molecular function: protein binding.
UGGAUUUGUAAAUCCUUAACAAACCAGGAUAUGUCACUUUGUAUGAUACAGUCACUUUACCAUUCCUACGGCAGCUGUAGAGACAAACUAGCGGGAACGCGCGGAAGGCAUCUUGUAUCUUGAACGUAGGCGCCUGGAGCGCGCACGUACAACUCACGUACAGUCACGUAACGGUCUGUUUACGUCCAAUCUGUGGAGUCUCUGCUGCAGCUUUAGUCAACGAAAUAUUCUAGCUGGUUAAAACUCAUACUGGGGAUGCGAUAUGAAAUUCUUUUAAAAUUCCAGAUAUAUAUGUCCGCAUAGUGUGACCUAGCAGAGGGUCAUCAUGGAUUAGCUGUUGGUUCAGUAGCUUUCUCCACACAGUGUGACUGACAGCAAGAACUGGGACAAGGGACUUUGGUGCUACUAGCUAGCAACGCAACUUAGCUAAACGUUUUGAAUCAGCCUUACUGCAGCGACAGUUGUCUAGCGUUGGCGUUAGCCCUCAGCUGUCGUUAGCUGCUUGCUUGCUAAUGUGUAGCUAUAGUUAUUGCCUCCCAGUGGUGGAAAAAGUAUUCAAAUCUUUUAACGAUUCCUGGAGUAGUCUGAGAUCUCAGAGAGAUUAUCAAGGCAGCAUGGCUCCCAAGGACAUCAUGACCAAUUCCCAUGCCAAAUCCAUCCUCAAUGCAAUGAACUCACUUCGAAAGAGCAACACACUCUGCGAUAUCACUCUGAGGGUGGAGAACACAGAUUUUCCAGCUCACCGGAUUGUCUUGGCUGCCUGCAGUGACUACUUUUGUGCAAUGUUCACCAGUGAGCUUGCAGAGAAGGGGAAAUCUUUUGUCGACAUCCAAGGGCUCACUGCAGCGACUAUGGAGAUCCUGUUGGACUUUGUCUACACAGAGACUGUGUUAGUCACAGUGGAGAAUGUACAGGAACUGCUCCCUGCAGCGUGUUUGCUACAGCUCAAAGGGGUGAAAAGAGCAUGUUGUGAUUUUUUGGAGAGUCAGCUUGAUCCCUCUAACUGUCUGGGUAUUCGUGACUUUGCCGAAACUCACAAUUGCCUUGACCUGAUGCAGGCUGCCGAGCUCUUUUCACAGAAGCAUUUCUCCGAGGUGGUUCAGCAUGAGGAGUUCAUGCUGCUCAGCCAGACAGAAGUUGAAAAGCUUAUAAAAUGUGAUGAAAUCCAGGUGGACUCGGAGGAGCCUGUAUUUGAAGCCGUGUUAAACUGGGUCAAACACAACCGAAAAGAGCGAGAGCCCUAUCUGCCAGACAUGCUGGAGUUUGUUCGAAUGCCGCUCCUGACCCCCCGCUACAUUACCGAUGUCAUUGAUGCUGAGCCCCUCAUUCGGUGUAGCCUGCCAUGUCGAGACCUUGUUGAUGAAGCCAAGAAAUUCCACUUAAGACCGGAGCUGAGGAGUGAGAUGCAGGGCCCACGCACACAAGCAAGAUUAGGUGCCAAAGAAGUCCUGUUGGUUAUAGGUGGGUUUGGCAGCCAACAGUCACCAAUAGACAUAGUUGAGAAAUAUGAUCCAAAAACACAAGAAUGGAGCUUUCUUCCUAACAUUGCACGGAAAAGGCGCUACGUCGCCACUGUGUCUCUGCAUGAUCGAGUUUAUGUGAUCGGAGGCUACGAUGGCCGGUCGAGGCUCAGCUCCGUUGAGUGCCUAGACUACACCGCGGACGAGGACGGUGUUUGGUACACCGUCGCCACCAUGAAUGUGCGCCGUGGCCUUGCUGGAGCCACAACACUCGGAGACAUGAUCUAUGUUGCCGGUGGCUUUGACGGCAGCCGGCGCCAUACCAGUAUGGAGCGAUACGACCCAAACAUCGACCAGUGGAGCAUGCUGGGAGACAUGCAGACAGCUAGAGAAGGAGCUGGUCUAGUGGUGGCCAGUGGACUUAUAUACUGUCUAGGUGGAUACGAUGGACUGAAUAUCCUGAAUUCAGUGGAGCGGUAUGACCCACACACUGGCCACUGGACUAGUGUCACACCGAUGGCCACCAAGCGGUCAGGGGCUGGUGUGGCUUUACUCAAUGACCACAUCUAUGUAGUGGGAGGCUUUGAUGGUGUUUCACACCUUGACUCUGUUGAGGUCUACAACAUCAGAACAGACUAUUGGACCACCGUAGCCAGUAUGACCACUCCUCGAUGCUAUGUAGGAGCAACUGUUCUCAGAGGACGUCUGUACGCCAUCGCUGGAUAUGAUGGAAACUCUCUUCUCAGCAGUAUUGAAUGUUACGACCCGGUUAUCGACUCAUGGGAGGUUGUUACUUCGAUGGCGACACAACGGUGCGAUGCAGGUGUCUGCGUUCUACGAGAAAAGUGAUCUUAGCCAAGAUAAAGAGCCACAAGACGAAAAGCAAACAGGAUGACAGGCAGCUAGACUUUGCUAAAAUGCCACUAAAACGGAGCCACAAAGGGAGAUGUUUGUUCGCCAGUAUGCAAAUAGUUAGGGCUGCCUCCUCUACUGGAUGGUCAACCCUCCGGGACUUGGACCGUGCAACAGAGAUUCAGCUUCGCCGUGGUAGACUUCACCUCAAAAGAGGCCUCUAAGGAGCCCAUCACCACUUGCAUGUCUCUCUUCGGUGGUGCUUGUUGCUGUCGUUACCUGUGAGAUUAUUUUUUCAGUUUGUCUUCAAAGUGCAAUAUAUUUCUACUCAUCAUAAGAAAACAUAAAAAGAAGGAGCCGACGUAGACUCCAGUUGCUGCUAUAUGCCUUAUGACUUUGGCCUACAUCAAACAGUGAACAUCCAUGUUGCCUCCCAUUUGACUUUGAUGAUAGUUACAGUACAUUGGCUUAUUAUCAAGUGUACUCAUUCGGCAUUUGCAAGGUCAUUAAUGGGUCAGUAAUUCAACCCUUUUUGUAAUUCUUCCUGUAAACAGUGGUUUUAAAUUCACUUUAAUACAAAUGGUUACUUACUACUUACUGUUGCUCUCAGAAGAUAUAUUUAGAGAUAAAUAUUGUUUUAGAAAAUGACUGAAUUGUACCAGUUGAUUAUGAUUAUUUUGUCCCUCCGUCUGGAACAAUUGAGGGAAAAAAAUCACAAAAUACUAAGUAUGAGUUGCAUGUGAUUUGUUUUUUUUCCCUCAGCUUUUAAAUUCAGACGUGUACAUGUAGGACACAAAGUCAUAACAUCACUGUUGCCUGGGAAGUGAAUAAACAGAGAACUGACAUGUUU